Alligator sinensis (Chinese alligator) is the source of this 1973-nucleotide messenger RNA. RefSeq names its product ATPase phospholipid transporting 8B4 (putative) (gene ATP8B4). Gene Ontology annotation, biological process: phospholipid translocation; Golgi organization. The annotation marks the transcript as partial. The transcript is spliced from 18 exons. The record is from RefSeq and is a predicted model, not a curated record. Gene Ontology annotation, molecular function: ATP binding; magnesium ion binding; ATPase-coupled intramembrane lipid carrier activity. NCBI's taxonomy places the organism in Eukaryota, Metazoa, Chordata, Crocodylia, Alligatoridae. Gene Ontology annotation, cellular component: plasma membrane.
CUUCUUUGAAUAUGAUAUGCUGUACUCUUGGUGGGAAACAAAAGGAGACUCCCAAGGCGCACGGAGUAUGACACCAUGGUAGAACACCUGAGAACAAGGAGAUAAAAGGACAAAAUUAUUUCCUUGCAAUAUGGUAUCAAAAAGUAGGAGGGGCAUAGCCAACUGCACUCUUCUGGCUGACAGGUGGUGCUCUACGAAAACUAACCAGAGUGAUGAUGUUUUGCAGGGAAAAGAAAAUAGUAGAGGAGGAGCGGAGAGUAAAAGCCAAUGAUCGUGACUAUAAUGAAAAAUUUCAGUAUGCGGACAAUCGCAUCAAAACAUCUAAAUACAACAUUCUUACUUUUUUGCCUAUUAACUUAUUCGAACAAUUCCAGCGGGUUGCAAAUGCUUACUUCCUGUUCCUCCUGAUUUUACAGUUGAUCCCAGAAAUAUCAUCCUUAUCCUGGUUUACUACCAUUGUGCCUUUAGCACUAGUAUUAACCAUUACUGCUGUAAAAGAUGCCACUGAUGACUGUUUUCGUCAUAAGACUGAUAACCAGGUGAACAAUCGACAGUCUGAAGUGCUCAUAGAUGGCAAGUUACAGAAUGAAAAAUGGAUGAAUGUAAGAGCUGGUGACAUCAUUAAACUGCAAAAUAAUCAAUUUGUAGCUGCUGAUUUAUUACUUCUGUCUGGUAGUGAACCACAUGGUCUCUCUUACAUUGAAACUGCAGAGCUUGAUGGUGAGACUAACCUAAAAGUACGUCAGGCUUUACCAGUUACUUCAGAACUUGGAGCAGAUAUUAGGAGACUUGCGGAGUUUGAUGGGGAAGUUGUUUGUGAAACUCCUAACAACAAGCUAGAUAAAUUCAUAGGAGUUCUUCUUUGGAAAGAUAAUAAGUACUCCCUUAAUAAUGAACAGAUGCUUCUACGAGGAUGUGUGUUGAGAAACACAGACUGGUGCUUUGGAAUGGUUAUUUUUGCAGGCCCUGACACUAAAUUAAUGCAGAACAGUGGUAGAACUAAAUUUAAAAGAACAAGCAUUGACCGACUGAUGAAUACUUUAGUUUUAUGGAUCUUUGGGUUUCUGGUAUGUAUGGGAAUCAUUCUGGCAAUAGGAAAUUCAAUUUGGGAACAUCAGGUUGGGGCCCGUUUCAGAAUUUACCUUUAUUGGAAAGAAGUGGUGAACAGUUCUGUUUUUUCAGGAUUUCUAACGUUUUGGUCAUACAUUAUCAUACUCAAUACGGUAGUGCCUAUUUCCUUAUAUGUAAGUGUGGAAGUUAUUCGGCUUGGGCAUAGCUACUUCAUAAACUGGGAUCGUAAAAUGUAUUAUGCCAAAAAUGAUACCCCUGCUGAGGUUCGAACUACAACACUUAAUGAAGAACUGGGACAAAUUGAAUAUGUUUUCUCAGAUAAAACUGGGACGCUCACUCAGAACAUAAUGACUUUUAACAAAUGCUCUAUUAAUGGGAAAACAUAUGGUGAUGUAUAUGAUGAGCUGGGCCGGAAAACAGAAAUUAAUGAGAAAACUGUGCCCGUGGAUUUUUCAUUUAAUCCACUAGCAGAUAGCAAGUUUCAGUUUUAUGAUCACAGCCUGAUUGAAUCUAUUCAACUAAGAGAUCAAACAGUACAAGAAUUCUUUAGGUUGCUUUCCCUCUGCCAUACUGUCAUGCCUGAAGAAAAAAAUGCAGGUGAAUUGAUUUACCAGGUGCAGUCGCCAGAUGAAGGUGCUCUAGUAACUGCUGCCAGAAAUUUUGGGUUUAUCUUUAAGUCUCGGACCCCAGAGACCAUCACUGUGGAAGAAAUGGGCCAACUUGUUACGUACCAGCUAUUGGCAUUUUUAGAUUUUAAUAAUAUCAGAAAAAGGAUGUCUGUAAUAGUUCGAAAUCCAUAUGGACAGAUAAAACUUUAUUGUAAAGGAGCAGACACUAUGUUAUUUGAGAGGCUUCAUUCCUCCAAUGAAGAAUUAGCAUCUUUGACAUCAGACCAUCUUGGG